CCCAUCUGAGUAAUACAGCAACUUACUCUUUACAAAGUGCUUUCACAUUCUCAUCCCUUUCAACACUACAACAGGAAGAGACAGUGACAUCUACACGAGAACAGAACAGAAACUCUUGGAAGAAAGGAGUAUGACUCAAGGAGGGAAAUUCCUGUUGCCAUAAAAGGAUGGUAGUGUAUAAAUGCUCUGUAUAUAUCAAUUAAGAAUCUCCUUUCAUGUUCAGCAUUUCUACUCUCUCCAAGAACAGCAUCAAAGCUGAAAGAGAAGUAGCAGCAGGAACAAUAAACAAACAUGCAUGUGAAGGGCAUGGCUAUAGUCUCGGCUGUGAUAUUCUGUGCUGCAAUUGUUCAAGGUUUCCCCAUGUUCAAAAGGGGACGCUGUCUUUGUGUAGGCCCAGGAGUAAAAGUAGUGAAAGUGGCAGAUAUCGAGAAAGCGUCCAUAAUUCGCCCAAGUAACAACUGUGACAAAACAGAAGUGAUUAUAACCCUGAAAGCACAAAAAGGACACCGAUGCCUAAAUCCCAAAUCGAAGCAAGCUAGCCUUAUAAUCAAGAAAGCUGAAAGAAUUUUUUUAAACAUCAAAAUGUAUAAAGUCCUGGAAAAGAGGAUUUAAAAAUCUUGAACAAGUUUAACUAUGACUACUGAAACAAGAAUUCUGUCAUAAGAAACUGACUUUCUCCUGCCUGUUCCAACACAUAUUCAUCCAUUUCUAGGUCUAACCUAGAACCUUCAAUAAAAUGUGAUGCUUAUAACUAUUUUGCUGUGACUAUGAAAACAUUUCUGUAUUUGAUCUAUAUUCCAUAUUACUAUCUGUGGUUACCAUGGAGACAUUAACAUUAUUACUGGAGUAAAGCCGAGUCAAAACCAUCCAUGUGUUCUAAAACAUUCCUCAAAUAAUUUUUGCUGCAAAUACACAUUUAUUUCCUCAAAUAUAAUGUAGCACAUAA
Molecule: messenger RNA, 946 nt
Organism: Microcebus murinus (gray mouse lemur)
Lineage: Eukaryota; Metazoa; Chordata; Mammalia; Primates; Cheirogaleidae
Gene: CXCL11
Product: C-X-C motif chemokine ligand 11
Biological process (GO): immune response
Cellular component (GO): extracellular region
Molecular function (GO): chemokine activity
Source: RefSeq, a predicted model, not a curated record